CUAAUUCUUAAUAUGACUUUAAAUUUGAAAUUAAGCAAGAUCUUCUUCCAAUUUUCAUGUUUAAUCUAUCAAUUAUCAAACAAAACAAAACCAAAAAAAUGAAAGGAAAGGAAACUAGGAAAGGGGCUUAGCUCAAUUCUCCUAAUACUGGACCCCACGUAAGAACUCACCACCCUAUCCCUCCCUUUCUCUCUUCUGCCUCCAAUUUUCCUGCCCUAACUUUCCCGGAAAAAUAAAGGACGGACGGAGGGAGGGAGAGAAAAAGAAAGCUAUGAAGGAAAGCCGCGAAAUUCCGGCUUCCACCACUGCUGCUACCCCUGAACUUUUCUCACCAGCCCAACACUCCCCUCCGCGAAUGACCUGAGAGCGCACACAAGCAAGCGCGAGCAACAUUAAGAAGAAGAAGGAAGAAACGCAGAAUUAGUUGGACUGAUCGUUCUGUCUGACGUCAUUUUCCGGCGGGAGCGGGAGGGGAGGGUGGAAUGGGUGCGUCGCUAUCGAACCUGACGGAAGGUGCGAACGGCGCGGCCAUAGGGCCAGGGCUCGGCGACAUACCGGAGAGCUGCGUGGCUUGCGUCUUCACCUACUUGACGCCGCCGGAGAUUUGCAACCUCGCGCGGCUCAACCACGCGUUCCGGGGCGCGGCGUCGUCGGACUCCGUUUGGGAGAAGAAGCUUCCGAGGAACUACCUGGAUCUGCUCGAUUUGCUGCCUUCCGACCGCCACAAGGACUUGUCGAAGAAGAAGGACAUCUACGCUCUCCUCUCCAGGCCCGUCCCCUUCGACGACGGCAACAAGGAGCUAUGGUUGGACCGAGUUACGGGGAGGGUUUGCGUGUCGAUAUCGGCAAAAGGCAUGGCCAUAACCGGGAUCGAGGAUCGGCGGUACUGGAAUUGGGUUGCUACUGAAGAAUCCAGAUUCCACGUUGUGGCCUAUCUACAGCAAAUAUGGUGGUUCGAAGUAGACGGGGUUGUAAAGUUCCCUUUCCCUCCUGAUAUCUAUACACUAACCUUCAGGCUUCACCUUGGAAGAUUUGCCAAACGUCUCGGAAGACGUGUAUGUCAUUUCGAUCAAACCCAUGGCUGGGAAAUCAAACCAGUCCGGUUCGAGUUGUCCACAUCCGACGGCCAGCAGGCAUCGUCUGAAUGCUGUCUGGACGAUACCGAUGAACUUGACGAAGAGUAUGGCAAUCACAAGCGUGGCUACUGGAUCGAGUACAAGGUGGGCGAGUUCGUGGUGACCGACUCAGACCCCACGUCCGAGGUUCGGUUCUCUAUGAAACAGAUCGAUUGCACACAUUCCAAAGGUGGGCUUUGUGUAGAUUCUGUAUUUAUCAUACCCAAUGACCUGAAGGAGCGUAAAAGAAAAGGAGUAGUCAAGUAGGGCAAAAGAACCAGAAAAACAGGAUUUGAAUGUUGUUUUAGGUUUGUCGUAUAUACAGCUAUACUAAAAAGUGAAGUCAGUCGAUGAGUUUAGAGGGUUGCCUUCAUAAUUUGUUUAUCUCCUCAUGUAAUAUGCCUACGUUUACUACUUACUAUCAUCUCAUGUAAUAUCUUUGCUAUGCUGUAUUAACCAAAGUUUUGCUGCAUUUUGUUCGCACCUCGGCAGAAAGGGUUUUCAAAAGGAAAAUUGCUUUGAUCCUCUCUCAUCACUUUUUUUUGCUGGUGAUUUCGUUUCGGGCAUUACUCUAGUGAU
This is a messenger RNA of Linum tenue, 1694 nucleotides long. The record is from the annotation of a GenBank genome assembly. Lineage: Eukaryota; Viridiplantae; Streptophyta; Magnoliopsida; Malpighiales; Linaceae.